Hirsutella rhossiliensis is the source of this 441-nucleotide messenger RNA. RefSeq names its product Fungal specific transcription factor. Lineage: Eukaryota; Fungi; Ascomycota; Sordariomycetes; Hypocreales; Ophiocordycipitaceae. The transcript has 2 exons. Bases 1 to 441 code for a protein of 146 amino acids. The record is from RefSeq and is a predicted model, not a curated record.
AUGUCGGGAGCCGUCAGUGGAGGAUACAUGCCCGUGUACGCGGACGACGGCGAGCUGCCGGACCCGGAGGUGCGGACCUUUAUCACCAACUUUUACAGAAUCUCGGACCGGCCGGACGCCAACGAGCUAUGGAUCAGCUACUUUGCCAAGGACGCGCACGUAACCAUGGGCACUGAAAAAGGCCGCGGCGAGCAGGAGAUUCGCGAGCUGCGCAGCAGAAUGUGGACGACGGUGCGGGAGCGGAGACACACAGUGGCCAAGGUGUUCCCGGGCCGGUUCCGAGACGACGAAUGCGAGUGCGAGGUGAUGCUGUUUGGCGAGGUCAAGCUGACGACCAAGGAGGGCAACGAGGCCGUGGUGCCGUGGGCGGCGCACGGGGGGCUGCGGAGGGAGGGGGCCGGGUGGAAGUUUGCGCGGUAUCGGGUCUGGCUGCAGAAAUAG